CUACAGAUCACUCAGGGUGAGCCCCAGAAGUCAUGCUCCAAGCCUGUAGCAGAGAAAGUCACAGAGAGCUGCCAGGAAAUCUGCCAGUGCAGGCCCCCUCCGCCGUUACCACCACCUCCUCCACCUCCACCGCCCCCGAGGUUGCUAGUGGUGCCGACUCCCAAGUCUACCUUUUGUCCCACUGAAGAGACCUGGUGGCCAGGCCUGGUUAUUAUCAUUGCAGUAUGCUGUGCCACAUUAGUGUUCCUCUUUGUAGUUGUCAUCAUUUGCUACAAAGCCAUAAAAAGGAAACCAAUGAGAAAAGAAGAGAAUGGAACCAGUCGGGCUGAAUAUGCAAUGACCUCCUCCCAAAACAACAAAACAGUUGAUAACAAUGCGGUUGUAUAA
Messenger RNA from Pterocles gutturalis (yellow-throated sandgrouse), 387 nucleotides. RefSeq names its product proline rich membrane anchor 1 (gene PRIMA1). The annotation marks the transcript as partial. NCBI's taxonomy places the organism in Eukaryota, Metazoa, Chordata, Aves, Pterocliformes, Pteroclidae. The record is from RefSeq and is a predicted model, not a curated record. The transcript is spliced from 3 exons.